CCGCUGAAAAUGUUUGCGGCGACUGGGAGCCGUAUCGUGAGAGUAAGUGCGUCAAAGUGAUGGACAAAACUCCGCAGCAAACUUUUGCCGAUGCGGAGAAAACCUGUGCAGCGGCUGCUGAAGGCGGAAAACUGAUCUCCAUCCAAAGUCCCGAUGNUUUUGCCGAUGCGGAGAAAACCUGUGCAGCGGCUGCUGAAGGCGGAAAACUGAUCUCCAUCCAAAGUCCCGAUGAGCAGUCCUUCUUCAGCAACUUUCUUUAUACUAAAAAACAUGUUGUGGACAACCUCUGGCUGGGUGGCCACUUGGUGACCGGAGGAAAACAAGUUUUUCAGUGGAAAGACGGCAGCAAUUUCACCUUUGCAAACUGGGCUUCUGGCAACCCAAAAAACAAUCCCUCUGACAACUGCAUUCAAAUGAAUGCCGACGAGGAG
Molecule: messenger RNA, 431 nt
Organism: Rhagoletis zephyria (snowberry fruit fly)
Lineage: Eukaryota; Metazoa; Arthropoda; Insecta; Diptera; Tephritidae
Source: RefSeq, a predicted model, not a curated record